Protobothrops mucrosquamatus (brown spotted pit viper) is the source of this 972-nucleotide messenger RNA. It is a transcript of the gene TNFSF11, whose product is annotated as TNF superfamily member 11. Gene Ontology annotation, cellular component: membrane. Gene Ontology annotation, molecular function: tumor necrosis factor receptor binding. Lineage: Eukaryota; Metazoa; Chordata; Lepidosauria; Squamata; Viperidae. The record is from RefSeq and is a predicted model, not a curated record. The coding region runs from base 1 to 972 and encodes 323 amino acids. Gene Ontology annotation, biological process: immune response. The transcript is spliced from 5 exons.
AUGCGGCGCGCCAGCCGAGACUACUCCAAGUACUUGCGCGGCGCCGAGGAGCUGGGGGCCGGCGCUGAGUGCGGCUCCCCUCCGCCGCCGCCCUCCUCGCAGCCGCCCGGGGGGGCGCCCGGCCCGUCCGGCUCCCCGUCCGCCUCCCGAGCCCUCCUGGCCGCCCUGGUCCUGCUGGGGCUCGGCCAGGUGAUCUGCAGCCUGGCGCUCUUCCUCUACUUCAAAGCGCAGAUGGACCCUCACCGAAUGUCCGAAGAGGAUACUAACUGUCUACGAUCCUUCCUGAGACUUCAGGGAAAUGUAGAUCUGCCAGAGACCACCUUGGCCAACCAAGAAUCAAAACUGCUGUCUGAAUCGUGUCGAAGGAUGAAGCAGGCUUUUCAGAGAGUAAUGCAAAAGGAAGUCCAACGUCUGAGUGCGGGAAAAGACCAGUCACGAUUGGAGAAAUCCACCAUGGGAGCUUCACCCAAUUCAGAUUUACCCAAGAAAAGUAAACCUGAGAAAGCACCAUUUGCUCACCUUAUAAUUGAUGGCCACAAUAUUCCAUCUGGCACCGGGAAAGUCAACCUGACGUGUUGGCAUCAUGACAAAGGCUGGGCCAACGUGCUGAAUAUGACGUUCAGCGACGGCCGACUCGUAGCCAAUCACGACGGCUUUUACUACCUGUACGCCAAUGUCUGCUUCAGGCACCACGAGACAUUGGGAAACCUGACCGGGCAGAUGCUGCAGCUGAUGGUCUACGUGAUCAAAACGGAUGCCAAGAGGCGGAACUCCGUGGUCCUGAUGAAAGGCGGAAGCACUAAGAAUUGGUCGGGGGAAUCCGAAUUUCAUUUCUUCUCCGUAAAUGUGGGAGGUUUCUUCAAACUGAAGGCGGGAGAGAUUGUGAGCAUCCAGGUCUCCUAUCCUUCCUUACUGGACCACUCUCCGGAAGGAACUUAUUUUGGAGCUUUUAAAAUCAGAGAUAUCGAUUGA